This is a messenger RNA of Ceratina calcarata, 876 nucleotides long. Its product is annotated as protein ecdysoneless homolog. The transcript is spliced from 2 exons. The record is from RefSeq and is a predicted model, not a curated record. NCBI's taxonomy places the organism in Eukaryota, Metazoa, Arthropoda, Insecta, Hymenoptera, Apidae. Bases 178 to 642 code for a protein of 154 amino acids.
ACUUUAUAUUAUGUUUUGUAUAUAGUUCAAGAUGAAGCUACAUUAAGCCCGGCAGAUAGUGAUAGUUGGUUAAAUGUGAAUCCGGAGCAACUGGAAGCGUUCUUAAAUGAACAGUGGGGAAAUGUUAAAAGCAAGAAACACGAAUCAGAAUCAUUAAGUCUUAAGGAAAAAGUACAAAUGUUCUUGAACCAAAAUAGUGACGUUGAUGGUGUACAAUUCUUAGAAGGUCACUCAGCAGAAAUGGAUUUGCAUGAUGCAGAAGACAAUGGAAGAGUUGAAUUUGAUUCGGAUAUAUUUGACUCUACAUUACGAGGUAUACUAGAUUUAGUCGUUCCAGGAAAUGAAGGGGAAUUUGAUGGUAGCUCUGAAGGAUCUUUGGGUGAGGAGGAUGAAGAUAAAAGAAAUGAAAUGGACAAAUAUAUGCGAUUGUUAAAUUCAGAACUAAAAUCUGGAAUGGAAACGAAUGACAAUUCUGAAGGGAAUAAAGAUGCUAAUGUGAUAGAAGAUAAUUUAAUAAAAAGUAUAUCAGAAGAAGCUGGUGGUUCAGGACCAACUGGAAAUAUAAUAGGUGGACCUGCUCGACGACUUAUGCAUUUGCAAUUACAAUCACCUACUACAGUACCUCCAGAUUUGCAAAGUUAAUGACUUUUCUAUCAGGAUAUGUCAAUAAUUAUUAGAUUAAAAUCUCAUCAGUCUUAUAUGAAUUAUUAGCGUCUAGUAUUUCAAGAAUAGUAUCUUUAUUGUAGAUAAGUAAAAGUUUAUCGUUCAUCUACGUACGAACGUAGUAGAACCAACUAGUAAUUUAAAUAUUUUAUUUACACGUGUAAGGUAUUAUAUUACAUUUACAUUUUCUACUGAUUUUAACUUUUUUAUUCA